AAAAAAAAAAUCGUGUGAAAUUGCUUUGCUGUUAUCAGGAGAGUGGCCAUAGUUCCUUAUCCAUUAUCACUAGCAAAGACUUUGAUGAAAUUGCAGAGAGUGGGAAUUGAAGAGCAAUGGCUUCAGUAGCUUCAUCAUCAUCAUUUUCUACAAGGCUUCUUCUGCAUUCACACACACCUCUAGUAUGCAGAAGAAGAUGCAGACCCAAUUUUCUGAGGAUGGUGACUCGCUCCUGUCUCGAUGACAGCUCUGCUCUCCUCCGAGCAGCGCAACACACUGUGGAUACAUACGUGAAAAGUGGCAUGGUUGUAGGAUUGGGGUCUGGUCAUGCUUCUGGUAUGGCCAUUCAGCAUUUGGGUAGCCAGCUUCGCACUGGUAAUUUGAAGGAUAUAGUAGGGAUUCCCAUGUCUGUUUCAAGUGCAAGUGAGGCAGCAAAGGCUGGGAUUCCAUUGGAUACCUACCAAGGAAGUUCUCAAAUUGAUUUUGCAUUUGAUGAUGCUGAUGUUAUAGAAGAAGGAACACUUGUUGCUAUCAUUGGGCGCCGGAAAUUGCAAGGUGGGGAAUCCAUAAUCCAGGAAAAGUCUAUAAUAAAUUCUGCCAAUAAAUGUGUGUUCAUUAUCGAAGAAAACCAGUACAAAGGAGGUCUGGAAGGUUCUAUUCCAGUUUUAAUUCAGUCUCUCAACUGGAUGACAAUUGCUGAAGAGAUUGAUGAUAUGUUUCUGGGUGAUGCUGAGGUCUGGAGAAGACCAUCUAUAGGGCAAGCAGGUCCACUAGGAGGUGACUUCCCAGUAGUCACCAAAGAAGGACAUAAUAUUCUUGAUGUUAUCUUUACAUCUCCAAUAGAAAACCUCGCUGAAGUAGCAAAAAGCCUUGAUAAAGUUGAUGGUGUUGUGGACCAUGGUGUUGUUUCUAAAAUCCCAUGCACAGUUGUAAUUGCUUCUCAGACUGGGCUGAACAUUUUGGACAAAUUAACUGCAGAUAUAGUGGGUUAGGCUUCAGAGCUUAUAGCUCUGCUUUGCACAUGAAUGUGUAUUUAGUUUUUUUUUUUUCCCUCUUAUUUUUCUCUCCAUUAUGCUUUUUGCCUGCCUGUGCGUUUUCAUCCUCCCUUUCCAAAGAAAUGAGUAAUUGUGACUGUAUCAACGCUAGCAAAGGAAGCUUAGGGCUAUGUGUUUUUAUAAUGUUUGUAUACAUGAAACUUCAUUUGUCUUUUUUUCUCUUCUUUCAAUUCCCAUAUGGUUCUAUCAUCA
Messenger RNA from Glycine soja, 1247 nucleotides. RefSeq names its product probable ribose-5-phosphate isomerase 4, chloroplastic. The transcript is spliced from 9 exons. Gene Ontology annotation, molecular function: ribose-5-phosphate isomerase activity. Gene Ontology annotation, biological process: pentose-phosphate shunt, non-oxidative branch. The coding region runs from base 117 to 992 and encodes 291 amino acids. Lineage: Eukaryota; Viridiplantae; Streptophyta; Magnoliopsida; Fabales; Fabaceae. The record is from RefSeq and is a predicted model, not a curated record.